Mizuhopecten yessoensis (Yesso scallop) is the source of this 2806-nucleotide messenger RNA. RefSeq names its product tetraspanin-9-like. The coding region runs from base 286 to 1122 and encodes 278 amino acids. Lineage: Eukaryota; Metazoa; Mollusca; Bivalvia; Pectinida; Pectinidae. The transcript is spliced from 7 exons. Gene Ontology annotation, cellular component: membrane. The record is from RefSeq and is a predicted model, not a curated record.
AUGGUUUUGUGCACUCAUCUGGGUCACCUAUUUCUAUAAAUAGGACCUAGUGUUUAUUCCGGUUUAACAAGCUGUAGCUUUUAGAUGUUUUUAACUGGAAGUAAAUUCUCCCGAACUGGUUAUCUUUUAGCUAUAUAUACGUGAAGUGGACGUGUAACUUUACAGUAUAGGGUUACGAGUGGCCAGACGAGUCUCCUAGCGGUACCUUCGUGAGUCAAUAGACCGUCGUUCAGAGUAUAUCUUUGUGGAACCAAUAAGGAAGAACACUAACUCAUCGAAAGAAAUAUGGCGAACUGUUGUUCGAGUUGCGGGAAAGUUCUGCUGGUGGCGGUCAACAUUUUAGUUGGUCUCCUCGGCAUUGCACUACUGGUCGGUGGAUGUCUUCUAAAGUUUGGAAGUGGCCUGAUAGAGGUGGACAGCUAUAUUGAGAACACUCUGGCCGAGGUCGUCCUGGACGGUAUCGAACAGUCACUGUCCGGUGUCUUAGACAACAUUGUCAUCAUCUGCAUCGUAGCAGGAGCCGUCAUCUUCAUCCUCUCGCUUCUUGGUUGCCUCGGCGCUUGUUGUGAAUGGAAAAUAGCUCUGGUUAUUUAUUCUAUCAUCGUAUUCCUGGUGUUGGCGGCGGAAGUAGCUCUCAUCGUCUUGGUGAUACUCUUCAGAACGGAGAUUAAAUCUACUAUGAAGGACGCCAUGAACCAGACCCUGUAUGAAACAUAUGAUAACAGGGCUGAUAACAACGUCGUCAUCGGCUGGAACACGCUGUUCUAUAAGUUUGAGUGUUGUGGGGUUGAUGACUACAUGGACAUUCAGAACGCCAAGAACUUUACACAGACGAAUCCUAAAUUCAAAGUGAUCCCAUUCUGUUGUAAAGACAUCGACUUCAACUACCCGAAACUGACCCCACCCCCAGGGGACAGUUCCUACAACUGCUCAAUGCACCCGUCUCCAGAGAACUCUAAUUAUAGGAAAGGAUGUUUCCAGACCCUCCAGGAUUUCCUCGAACUGUACCAGAAUCUAUUUCUAGGUGUCGGUAUCUCAUUAGUUGUCAUACAGAUUCUCUGUCUAGUGGCAGCCUGCUGUAUCUGUCGUGAAAUUGGCGAUGGUGGCGGCAAAGCAGUGUGAAAUCAGUGUGAAAUCGGUCUGAGAUCAGUGUGAAGUCAGUGUUAAAACAGCGCUACUUUAACACACCCCUUGUAGAUAUGGUUUUGUAAUAUUACUGAGACAUGUUCUUUAUCUAAUGAGGGACACAUUCCUUGUAACUUAAAUCUGUACUAUCUCAUCAGCAUGAUGCCAUUGGGAAACCCUUCUAGCAGUGUGUUAUCACUAAGAACACUGCUGUCAUAUUGACUUACCAGUAUGGUAUCAAUAGAAACACAUCUUUCAGCUGAAACACAGGUUACAGCUUAUUUCAGCUGUAUUGUAUCCGUGGAAACACAGAUUUCAGCUUAUUUCAUCUGUGUGGUAUAAUUGGAAACACAGAUUUCAGCUUAUUUCAGCAGUUUGAUUUCAGUGGAAACACAGAUUUCAGUCUAUUUCAGCUGUGUGGUACUGAGGCAGAAAGGUAGUAUCUUCUCUCACUGUGAUAUCAGUGGUACACAUUGCUUAUCGGUGUUCUAACAGGGGUAUAUAUACUCAGUUUUACAAAAAAAUGUCAAAUGAAACCUCUGACUACCAGGUUAGAUGAUGAUGACACAUAUUCUCUUCACAAGCAGCGAAGGGAGUACGUAGACUGAUUGGUUCAGUCGGCACAGGAACCCCUGUUUCUACAAUAGGUUCCUCUCUUACAUACCCGGUGUUCUAAGACUCAUAAUGAAAAAAUAAGUAGAUAAAAAGUUAGCUGUUGUAAAAUAUCUUUAGUGGUACCAGUGCAUAUUUAUUUAGCAAUACCAUAAGCAACUGUAUAUCUUAUCAAUGCAUGACCGGCUACCUCUACUCGCAUUUCGUUUGUAAGUCUGCUAUCGAACCUGUCGCGAACUGUACCUGUAUCAGUGUUAAUGUCACCGUGUGUGAUGCAUUUUUAUCAAUUAAGCAGAUACAAUGCAUUAAUUGUAUCUUUCCUAUCGCUGGCACUGUGAUAAGUUUGAUAGUUUGUAGCAAAAUGCUGAGUCCUAUGUCAUCACAUAAAAUGAGUUAUUAAAAUAAACACAGAUAGCCGUCAUCAUCAACUGUUUUAUUAUGUACAAAUAUUCCCCAGAAUAACAAAUCAUGAAUCAGAAAUUCAGUUUCUGAAAUUGAAUUAAGAAAAAUGGUAUCAGUUUAUUGAAUUUGUGUUGAAGUAACUGUAUAUUUCCUGUAUUUACUUUUUUGUACAGUUACUGUAAAGUUACUUUAUAUUUCAUAUAUAUAGUAGCCGUAUGAAUUAUUUGGUGCAUAGUUAGUAUAUAAUCACUAUAUAUUAACUAUAAGUGUGCUGUAUAUUUACUAAAGAAAAGAAAAAGAAAAAAAUCCGACAAUGAUAGAAGAAAGCUACAAUUUGUAGGUUUGUGAAAUAGACAGCUAUUUACAUGGUACAUAGGUGAAUCCACACAUCUGUGGCUGAUAUUAACUCAUUCACCCCUGAAGACACAUUUGAAUUCUUCCAAUUCAAAGAUUGGAAUAGUUCAUUAUGAAAUUUCAGGGGUGAAUGAGUUAGAUUGUGGGUUUGUGAAAUCGACAGCUACUUGACAACGGUUGUGUGUAUAGGGUAUUAGAGGCAUCUUCAAUGCAAUACUUGAUUACUUUCUCACGCGAUGUUUCUAUUACGUUUCUCAGAUUGAUGUUUUAAUUUUAUAAGAAAAAUAAUUAAAUAAAAAACUGUUAUUUAUCC